AUGGAGUGCGACGUCAUGCCGCCCGCCCUGCGAGUGACUUUGCUUCUUCCGCUUCCUCUGUGCCCCUCCUCCACUCCCAUGCCUCCUCCUUCUCCCCGCGCUAUUCCACUCCAGAAAAGAUCCUGCUCUGCUGAAUUCCGCACGAUGAACCCGAACGAGAGGGAGACGCUGCCUGACGUGGCAAAGCCAUCUCACUACCAUGUCUCGUUGUAUGAUCUUACCAUUGGCGGCAACUGGGGGUACAAGGGAACCGUCAAGAUAGACACCAAGAUCACACGCCCUUCCAAGGAGAUUGUCAUCAAUGUCAAGGCAAUUGAUGUCCAGUCCGCUGAGAUCUCUGCCAAAGAUGGAAGCGCUGCCAAUAAGGCCACUGACAUCUCAUACGACCGCAAGUCUGAGCGUGCCAUCUUCAAGUUCGCCCAGGAGAUACAGCCGGCAGACUUGCUGCUGACCAUCUCCUUAACUAUCAAUAACUUCAUGGCUGGUUUCUGCCGUGCCGGGUACCAGUCUGCAGCCACCCCAGGGCCAAACACACCCAAGGAAGGAGAGCAACACUACAUGCUCAGCACCCAAUUCGAGUCCUGUGAUGCUAGACAGGCCUUCCCUUGCUUCGAUGAGCCCAACCUCAAGGCCACCUUUGACUUUGAGAUCGAAAUUCCAAAGGGCCUGACCGCUCUCAGCAACAUGCCUGUCAAGGCCAAGCGUGAUGGAAGCAAGCCUGAACUCGAGUUUGUCUCUUUCGAGCGAACUCCCAUUAUGAGCACUUAUCUCCUUGCCUGGGCUGUCGGUGACUUCGAGUAUGUCGAGACCAUGACCAAGCGCAAGUACAACGGUGCCAGCAUCCCGGUCCGUGUUUACACCACCAGAGGCCUCAAAGAGCAGGCUCAGUUUGCCCUGGAGUGCGCCUCUCAGACUCUGGACUACUUCUCUGAAGUCUUUGAGAUCGACUAUCCCCUCCCCAAGUCCGACUUGCUAGCCGUCCAUGAAUUCGCUAUGGGAGCAAUGGAGAACUGGGGUCUCGUUACCUACAGAACCACUGCCGUCCUUUUCGAGGAAGGAAAGUCUGAUGAAAAAUACAGAAACCGCGUUGCCUAUGUUGUUGCUCACGAAUUGGCCCAUCAGUGGUUCGGUAAUCUCGUCACCAUGGACUGGUGGAACGAGCUCUGGCUCAACGAAGGUUUUGCUACUUGGGUCGGAUGGCUUGCCGUGGAUCACUUUCAUCCAGAAUGGAAUGUCUGGUCACAGUUUGUCACUGAAAGUGUGCAACAAGCAAUGAAACUCGACUCCCUCCGCGCAUCCCACGCCAUCGAAGUUCCAGUACGAAAUGCUCUCGAGGUUGACCAGAUCUUCGACCACAUCAGCUACCUUAAGGGAAGCUCCGUCAUUCGCAUGUUGAGCAGUCAUCUGGGUCAAGAUGUCUUCCUCAAGGGCGUUGCCAAGUACCUCAAGGCCCAUGCAUACGGUAAUGCCACCACCAAUGACCUGUGGUCCGCCCUUAGCGAGGUCUCCGGAAAGGACGUUACUUCCUUCAUGGACCCAUGGAUCCGCAAGAUUGGUUUCCCCGUUGUAAACAUUACCGAACAGACCAACCAGAUCAAUGUUGACCAACGACGUUUCCUUGCAUCUGGCGAUGUCAAGCCAGAGGAGGAUGAGACCAUGUGGUGGAUCCCGCUUGGCAUCAAAUCAGGCCCCAAGGCGGAGAAUGCUAACGUCCGCAACUUGACUAAGAAGUCUGACUCUGUUGCUGACAUCAACUGCAGUGAGUUCUACAAGGUCAACAAGGACCAGUGUGGUUUCUACCACACCAACUACCCACAAGACCGACUAGUCAAAUUCGGUGAAACUAGACACCUUCUCAGCUCGGAGGACAGAAUCGGCCUGAUUGGCGAUGCUGCCUCUUUGGCUGUCUCUGGUGAAGGAAGCACCGUUUCCUUGCUCGCCCUUGUCGAGAAGUUCCAGGAUGAGCCCGACUGCCUUGUCUGGGCUCAAAUAAUGACCUCCCUCGGAAAUCUGCGAUCCAUCUUUGGAACGAACGAGGCCGUCUCUGCUGGCCUGAAGGCAUAUGUCCGCAAACUGGUCACUCCCGCAGCCGAGAAGAUCGGCUGGGAGUUCAAGGCUGAUGACGACUUCCUGACCAAGCAACUUCGACAGAUUCUCAUUACCGCUGCUGGACGUUCUGGCCACGAAGGAACCGUUAAUGAGGCCAAGCGCCGCUUCGACGCCUGGGCUUCUGGCGACCAGAAUGCCAUCAACACCAACCUCCGCUCUGCUGUCUUCUCCAUCAAUGUCGGAGAGGGCGGCCGUCGUGAAUAUGACCAGCUCGUCAAGGAGUUCGAGACCAACACUUCCAUCGACGGAAAGGAAAUCUGCCUUGGCGCUCUUUCCCGCACCACUGACCCUGCUCUCAUCAAGGAAUUCCUGGAGUUCCUCUUCUCCCCCAAAGUCUCCGCUCAGGAUGUUCACACCGGAGGCGCUGGUUUGGCCGCCAACCCCAAGGGGCGCUACCUCAUGUGGGACUUCAUCAAGGCCAACUGGAACCGUAUCGAAGAGAAGCUGGGCUCCAACAAGGUCCUGCUCCAGCGCUUCGUGCGUCUCAGCUUGAUCAAGUAUGCCGACCAUGCUGUUGAGCAGGACAUUGCCAAGUUCUUCGCCGACAAGGACCAGGACGGAUACGACCGUGCUUUGGUCAUUGCAGCGGACACCAUCAAGUCCAACGCCGAUUACAGGGAGCGGGAGGAGAAGGCCAUCUUGGAAUGGCUCUCCGCCAACGGCUACGCGUGA
Messenger RNA from Microsporum canis CBS 113480, 2781 nucleotides. RefSeq names its product aminopeptidase B. Gene Ontology annotation, biological process: peptide catabolic process; proteolysis. Gene Ontology annotation, cellular component: cytoplasm. The record is from RefSeq and is a predicted model, not a curated record. Gene Ontology annotation, molecular function: metalloaminopeptidase activity; peptide binding; zinc ion binding. The transcript is spliced from 13 exons. Bases 1 to 2781 code for a protein of 926 amino acids. Lineage: Eukaryota; Fungi; Ascomycota; Eurotiomycetes; Onygenales; Arthrodermataceae.